Molecule: messenger RNA, 6723 nt
Organism: Anolis sagrei ordinatus
Lineage: Eukaryota; Metazoa; Chordata; Lepidosauria; Squamata; Anolidae
Source: RefSeq, a predicted model, not a curated record
GAAGGGAGGAAGGUCGCGUUCCGAUGAAGAGUUCUGGAGAAUUGGAAAGUGUGAAUGCUACUCUUGGACUUCUUGGCUGCCCUUGAGAAAGGUGGUGAGCCCUGUCCAGAUGUGGUUGCAUCAGGAUUGAAUAAAGUGAGGCAAGGAGGAUUUUUGCACAGAGCCACCAGGAAGAGCCCUCCUUCAAGAUGUUCCUCCGAUUGCUGUCUGACGUCCGGUGGCAAAGGGCCGGUCAUGGAUGGUGGGGUAUCUCCAGUGGCCGACACAGCAGCACCGGUGGCCCAGAGCCUCACCUGGCCCCACUGCCGUCCCAUGCGCAGGUGGUGAUCUGUGGAGGGGGUAUCAUGGGCACCUCGGUGGCCUAUCACCUCUCCAAGCUGGGGUGGAAGGACAUCGUCCUGCUGGAACAGGGAAGGUUGGCUGCUGGUUCCACCCGAUUCUGCGCUGGGAUCGUCAGCACCGCACGGCACCUCUCGAUAGAGCUGAAGAUGGCCGACUACUCCAACAAGCUCUACCAGCAACUGGAGCAAGAGACAGGGAUACAAACGGGUUACGUGAGGACGGGCUCCAUCUCUUUGGCCCAGACGCAGGACCGGCUGAUCUCCCUGAAGCGCAUCGCCUCGCGGCUCAAGGUCAUGGGAAUCCCGUGCGAGAUCAUCCCGCCCAAGAGAGUGGCGCAGCUCCACCCGCUGAUCAACAUCCAUGACUUGGUGGGGGCCAUGUAUGUACCGGAAGACGCGGUCGUCUCGUCUGCGGACGUGAGCCACGCUUUGGGCCAUGCUGCUUCUCUGAACGGGGCCCAGAUCCACGAGCGCACAAGUGUCAUCCACGUCGUGACCCAGAAAGGCUGCGUGGCCGGAGUGGAGACGGACCGGGGCCUGAUCGAGUGCCAGUAUUUUGUGAACUGUGCUGGACAGUGGGCUUAUGAGCUGGGCCUUUCCAACGAGGGACCGGUCACCAUCCCGCUGCACGCCUGCGAGCACUUCUACCUCCUCACGCGACCCUUGAAGACCCCGCUGGACAGCAGCACACCAACCAUCGUGGACCCCGACGGGAGGAUCUACAUCCGCGGCUGGCAGGGCGGCAUCCUCUCGGGCGGCUUCGAGAAGAACCCCAAGCCCAUUUUCACCGAGGGACGGAACCAGCUGGAGAUACAGACCCUGCAGGAGGAUUGGGAUCACUUUGAGCCCCUUCUGAGCGCCCUUCUGCGGCGGAUGCCAGGCCUGGAAGCCCUGGAGAUCGUGCAGCUGGUGAAUUGCCCAGAGUCCUUCACGCCGGACAUGCGGUGCAUCAUGGGGGAGUCGCCCAACGUGCAGGGCUACUUCGUCCUGGCGGGCAUGAACUCGGCCGGGACGUCCUUUGGCGGAGGAGCAGGCAAGUUCCUGGCCGAAUGGAUGGUCCAUGGCUAUCCUUCGGAUAACGUCUGGCCCUUGGACCUCAAGCGCUUUGGUGCCCUCCAGGGCAGCCGCACCUUCCUCCGCCAUCGCGUCAUGGAGGUCAUGCCCCUGAUCUAUGACCUCAAGGUGCCCCGGUGGGACUUCCAGACCGGGAGGCAGCUGCGCACUUCGCCCCUCUACGACCGCCUGGACGCCCAGGGAGCCCGAUGGAUGGAGAAGCACGGCUUCGAGAGGGCAAAGUACUUUGUGCCGCCCGGGAGAGAUCUCCUGGCCCUGGACGCCAGCAAGACCUUCUACAAGCCGGACUGGUUUGACAUUGUGGGGGAAGAGGUCAAGUGCUGCAAGGAGGCCGUCUGCGUCAUCGACAUGUCCUCCUUCACCAAGUUCGAAAUAAGCUCCACAGGAGAGCAAGCCCUGGACGUCCUGCAGUACCUCUUCUCCAAUGACCUGGACGUCCCUGUCGGACACAUCGUGCACACAGGGAUGCUCAACCACAACGGCGGGUACGAGAACGACUGCAGCAUCGUCCGUGUCAAUAAGCGCAGCUUCUUCAUGAUUUCCCCCACAGACCAGCAGGUCCAUUGCUGGGCUUGGCUGAAGAAGCACAUGCCUGAGGACAGCAGCCUGAUCUUGGAGGAUGUCACCUGGAAGUACACAGCCUUGAACCUGAUCGGUCCCCGCGCGGUGGACGUCCUCUCCGAGCUCUCCUAUGCGCCCAUGACGCCGGACCAUUUCCCUUCCCUCUUUUGCAAGGAGAUGAGCGUGGGCUACGCCAACGGCAUCCGCGUCAUGAGCAUGACCCACACCGGGGAGCCUGGCUUCAUGCUCUACAUUCCCAUUGAGUACGCUUUGCACGUCUACAAUGAAGUGAUGAGCGUCGGGCAGAAGUACGGUAUCCGGAACUCGGGCUACUAUGCGCUGCGCAGCCUCCGCAUCGAGAAGUUCUUUGCCUUCUGGGGCCAAGACCUGGACGCCUUCACCACCCCCUUGGAGUGCGGGCGCGAGUUCCGGGUUAAGCUGGAGAAGGGCACCGACUUCAUAGGGCGGGAUGCGCUGAUGCGCCAGAAGCAGGAAGGGGUCUACAAGCGCUUCACCAUGUUCAUCCUGGAGGACCACGACACGGACCUGGACCUCUGGCCCUGGUGGGGGGAGCCCAUCUACCGCAACGGCCAGUGCGUGGGCAAGACCACCAGCAGCGCCUACAGCUACACGCUGGAGCGCCACGUCUGCCUGGGCUUCGUCCAGAACCCGGACCCCGAGACCGGGGAGCCCCAGCUGGUGACGCCCGACUUCGUCAACCGGGGCGAGUACGAGAUCGACCUGGCCGGGCAGCGCUUCCAAGCCAAGGCCAAGCUGUACCCCUUCAGCUCCCUCUUCACGCCCCGACGGCGCAAGGAGGACAUGGAGCUGAGCGGCUUCCAGGGAAAGUGAGGCCAACGCAGCUCCCUCAAAGGGCAGUGGCCACCCAGGCUCUUCCCUUGAUGCUCAGAAGGCUUCCAAGUAGCCUUCCUGGUCUGUUACAUUUUUGUAAAUGCCCGUAUUUUAUCCUGUCCCACCUUGAGGGGUUUCCUGCCUUCCUUGAUUGUGUUCUCACCUUAGUAGGCCACAAAAACUCCUGGGAAGGGAGGAAGUGAGGAAGUGUAGACCUAAACCUUCUUUGUGUGGCAUUGCAAGGCCUGGCACAACUCCUGGUGCUCAGCUCGGGCUUUGGGACUCCUCUUGUGACCUUUAAUCAUAUCACCCAUGGACCCAAGCAAAGGUUUUGCACACACGAGAGACCUCUUCUCCUCCUUUGUCGCGAUUUGCAGCUUCAUUUCUUGUAGGCCAUCUUGUUGGAAGGGUUGGCAGGAAUUAGAAGGAAAACUCGUCCGCUUAUUUGGAAGCGGUGCAAUCAUUUAGUGUGGAAAGAGCCUCCUAACCCCAAAAAGCAUUGUUGUUCAUCCUUCGCAGGCUCCUUGGCAUCAGAUUGGGAUGACGUUGAGAUAAGCUCUAUGGAGUGGCCCCUCUUUCCUCACUUCUUCUGUGUCUUCGGUUGGUUGCGCGGUAUGUUUUUGUAACUGGUGGGAAGGAAGGGGAGUAUAGAGUUGGAUUUUCAGUGGCAAUCAAUUAUUAUAGACCGUUCUUGUAGGGUUGCCAACGAGCAUACCCCAAAGGGCUGCAAGCCGGGCUCUUUUGUGGCUCCCAUGCCAACGACUGGAAGUUGUCCACCUUCCGGGCCACAGUGUAGUCUUCCCGUUUUUCUGCAGAGGUCUCCAAAAGAACAAUAGCAGAAAUCAUUUAUGGUCAAGUCUCUCUGCAUGUGGAACCCAGCUCUCAGAACUUCCUAUGGAAUAGAUCUCUCAUUGGUAAUGGAGGCUGGAGGGGAUUGGAGACAUGUCUGGAUGUGUUCCUAUUGGAACAUCUCCUGGAAUCAACUGGAACCUUCUGGAUAGUUCAGCAUCCACCUCUGGAGACACAACAUGAUGCCGCUGGGAUGUCUUCUGCUUGAUGCCUCAUUGGUAAUGGAGGCUGGAGGGGAUUGGAGACAUGUCUGAUUGUGUUCCUAUUGGACCAACUGCAAUCGACCGAAUUCCUCUGAUAGUUCAGCAUCCACCUCUGGAGACAUAACAUGAUGCCACUAAGAUCUCUUCUGCUUGAUCCCUCAUUGGUAAUGGAGGCUGGAGGGGAUUGGAGACAUGUCUGGAUGUGUUCCUAUUGGAACAUCUCCUGUGAUGGACCAGAUUCUUCUGACAGUUCAGCAUCCAUCUCUGGAGAUAUAACAUGAUGCCUCUGGGAUCUCUUCUGCUUGAUCCCUCAUUGGUAAUGGAGGCUGAAGGGGAUCAGAGACAUGUCUGGUUGUGUUCCUAUUGGAACAUCUCCUGAGAUCAACUGGAGUCCUCUGGAUGGUUCAACAUCCAUCUCUGGAGACAUAGCAUGAUGCCACUGGGAUCUCUUCUGCUUGAUCCCUCAUUAGUAAUGGAGGAUGAAGGGGAUCAGAGACAUGCUUGUCUGUGUUCCUAUUGGAACAUCUCCUGCAAUUGACCGGUUUCCUCUGAUGGUUCAGCAUCCAUCUCUGGAGACAUAACAUGAUGCCGCUGGGAUCCCUCAUUGGUAAUGGAGGCUGGAGGGGAUUGGAGACAUGUCUGGCUGUGUUCCUAUUGGAACAUCUCUAGAGAUUGACCAGAUUCCUCUGGAUAGCUCAGUAUUCACCUCUGGAGACACAACAUGAUGCCUCUGGGAUCUCUUCUGCUUGAUCCCUCAUUGGUAAUGGAGGCUGGAGGGGAUUGGAUACAUGUCUGGAUGUGUUCCUAUUGGAACAUCUGCGAUUGACUGGAUUCUUCUGAUAGUUCAGCAUCCACCUUAACAUGAUGCUACUCUGAUCUCUUCUGCUUUUUAUUAGCAACGGAGCAGUCAUGGGAGCCUUUGCUGCAGUGAUUUUGUGUGUGUUUGUAUGCAGAGAAUGAGCCGUUGCGUAAGGAGAAAGGGAAUCCCUUGCUCUGCGAUGUCUGAAAAAAAUGCGUACGGAGGCGUAAGGUGGAUUUCCGCUUGCCACUGAUAGGAUGCCAUGCGAUAUCAAUAUUGUGUUGCUCUGCUGCAUAAAUGGUGGGGUUUGGGGCUCAAUUUUUGUUUGAGUUGAUUGGGGAGAUAUCAACAAGGCUUCUGAGAUUCUUCCAAUGAGUCCUAGCCAUGUCGUAGAUGAUGCCUUGUCUUCUGUUGGCCUGUCUUUUUCACUCCGGUCCACUGUCUGAUAGUUUCUGUUUUGGUCAGGCCCAGCACUGGACUGUCCCUAGUCCCACUCUCUCCCAGUUCAAAUCUCAAGCUGAGACUGGAACUGGGAUUCUCCAAAUGCUUCUUUGUGAACGGGAGUCUUUCUUGAAGCUUCUGACGGACAUUUGAAUGAGGAGGCAAAGUAGUUUUUCCCACGUGAGUGCAACAGAGAGCACUUUGGGAUCGGUCAGGUUCUCUCCAGUAGCCAUUUGUGGCUCCUCGCAUGGAUUGAGGAGUCUUUCUUGAGGCUUCUGACGGACAUUCGAAUGAGGAGGCAAAGUAGUUUUUCCCACCUGAGUGCAACAGAGAGCACUUUGGGAUCGGUCAGGUUCUCUCCGGUAGCCAUUUGUGGGUUGAGUUGCAAACUGUAAUGAUGACACUAUGCCAAAAAGGGACUGGAGAAAUUAAGUGUAAGAAUGUCCUCUGGGUUGAGGUUCCUCACCAGCAGGUUCCUCACCUCAGGUAGAGAGGCGUUGGACCCAAAAGAGAUGAGUUUUGGACUUUUGUCCGAAACGGGAAUAAGUGGGGCAAACGCUUCCUUCUCACCAAGGCUUGUUUUGCUUUUUUCUCCCAUCCCCACAACCUCCUUGGACCUCCCGUAUUGCUUCAUUCUCACUUGUUGGGUGGAGAUACCUUUGGAAUAUCCCCUUGAGUAUCUCUCCGUGAAUUUAGAUCAAGCUAAAUGUUUGGAAACGUAGAGGUUGCCUUCCGUUUCGCGCCCAUUCUGGGUUGGGAGGCACCACCUGACCCCUGUUGCCCUCUUGCCGUUGUCCACUCCUGUUUGGCUUCCCGAAUCCGUCAUUUCGCUGCUUUGAUGCCAAAAGCAGAAGGUGCUUUUCUAGGAGCGAGAUGGAGCAGAAGGGUUUGCUUAUUGUUUUCCCACGCUCCGUCUAUCACUCACCUAGCCGUGUUUUGCAACCUUCCUCUUCUAAGCAUAGUUUACCAGGAAAAUUCGUUUGCUACCAAUUCUCCUCUUCUUACACUCCCCCAAACCCAUCCUUCCAAGAGUCACUCCGCUUUGGAUUUCUGAUGCACUUUAAACAGGUCCGUAUUUGCAUUGACGCCGAAUCCCACCCUUCUUCCCCUAUCAUCCGCUCGCUCCAGGGAUUUGUUUUUUAGCAUUACUCUCCAGUUAAAAGCUCUCUUCUCGAGGUCGUAGGCCAAGCCGACCUCUCUCCUCUUCUUUCAGAGUGCCUUACUCACUCGUGAAUGUUUCCGGAGGGGAACGGAGCCCGGCCUCGGCUCCCUCCGGCCUCCAAGACUUGACUCUUCUGCUGCUUUGCCUGGGACGGGCUCUGCUAUAUCAGGGCCGGGGGUGCUUUGGGGGGUCCCUCACCAUCUCCUGGGUUUUCAGAGGACAGUCUGCUUGAAUUGCUUAAAGAGGGAAUCCUUGGAGACCUUGGACACCCCUCUUUGGAGGACUCCUUUCUCUGAAGCUUGGAGAGAUCGCCUUCCCAUCCGUUCAACUGGGAAGCUGCAUCUUUGUCAUGAGGCGCUUCGGCACGUCCUUCCCCGUUCCGAAGCGGUUUUCGAAAGCGACUACCUGGUUUGUAUAUCAAUAAAAGAGUCAUUUUAACUA